GGAUAAUUAUGAACUAUACAAACACGUGCAAUCUGUAUAUAUAAAGCAGUGAAAAAUCAAACGUUCACUAUCAACUACAGUCCCUGUCUUUGGUGAAACCAUGAUGUCGUCUGUAGUGCUAUUCGUGAGUCUCUGCAUGGUCCUGAUGGAGGUUAUCACAUCAUCACAACUAAAAGCUAAGGAUAAUGAAAUGUUCGCCUUCCUAGAUGGACAAUCAGGAGACGGGCCGCCUGGUAAACGAGAUGUGAGUUUUGAUGGGCAAUCAGGAGACGGGCCGCCUGGUAAAAGAGAUGUGAGUUUUGAUGGGCAAUCAGGAGACGGGCCGCCUGGUAAAAGAGAUGUGAGUUUUGAAAUAGUUAACGACGAGGGCAGACUGGUGCACGGAGAAGAUUGUUUGCAUCCGUCAUUGUGUAGAAGACGUUAGUACUGUAGCAGCUCAAGAUUGGCCUUGGGUCGCAGCUCUAAGCCCAUCUUCUGCUUGUUUGUACUUUGCCUUGUUUCAUGAAAUUUGUGAAUAAUUCUAU
Messenger RNA from Homalodisca vitripennis (glassy-winged sharpshooter), 524 nucleotides. RefSeq lists its product as uncharacterized. The transcript is spliced from 5 exons. Lineage: Eukaryota; Metazoa; Arthropoda; Insecta; Hemiptera; Cicadellidae. The record is from RefSeq and is a predicted model, not a curated record. Bases 101 to 424 code for a protein of 107 amino acids.